Molecule: messenger RNA, 1871 nt
Organism: Aethalodelphis obliquidens (Pacific white-sided dolphin)
Lineage: Eukaryota; Metazoa; Chordata; Mammalia; Artiodactyla; Delphinidae
Gene: CYP2D6
Product: cytochrome P450 family 2 subfamily D member 6
Biological process (GO): arachidonate metabolic process; xenobiotic metabolic process
Cellular component (GO): cytoplasm; intracellular membrane-bounded organelle
Molecular function (GO): heme binding; iron ion binding; oxidoreductase activity, acting on paired donors, with incorporation or reduction of molecular oxygen, reduced flavin or flavoprotein as one donor, and incorporation of one atom of oxygen
Source: RefSeq, a predicted model, not a curated record
UGUUGAGGAGCCCAGUGCACACUGAGGCAGCCAUGCUGCUGACUGGGGAUACACUGGCGACCCUGGCCGUGGCCGUGGCCGUCUUCCUGCUCUUGGUGGACCAGAUGCACCAGCACUCACGUUGGGCCGCAUGCUACCCACCAGGUCCUAUGCCACUGCCUGGGCUGGGUAACCUGCUGCAGGUGAACUUCCAGGACCCACUUCUCAGCUUUAGCCAGCUGCGGCGCCGCUUCCGGGACGUGUUCAGCCUGCAGCAGGUCUGGACUCCCGUCGUCGUGCUCAACCGGCUGGCGCCUGUGCGAGAGGCGCUGGUGUACCGCAGCCAGGACAACUCCGACCGCCCACCUGCGACAGUUUACGAGCACCUGGGUUACGGGCCGCGCUCGGAGGGAGUGAUCCUGGCGCUCUAAGGGAAAGCCUGGCGCGAGGAGCGGCGCUUCUCCUGGUCCACCCUGCGCAACUUCGGCCUGGGCAAGAAGUCGUUGGAGCAGUGGGUGACCGAGGAGGCCUCGUGCCUCUGUGCCGCCUUCGCCGAUCAGGCCGGACGCCCCUUUAGCCCCAGCCUCCUGAAUAAAGCGGUGAGCAACGUGAUCGCCUCCUUGACCUUCGGGAGCCGCUUUGAGUACAACGACCUUCGCAUCCUCAAGCUGUUGGACAUAUUGGAGGGUGGACUGAAGGAGGAGGUUGGCUUCGUGCGCCAGGUGCUGGAAGCAAUCCCCGUGCUCCUGCGUAUCCCAGGGCUGGCUACCAAGGUCUUCCCGGGGCAGAGAGCCUUCAUGGUCCUGAUUGAUGAGCUGGUCAUCGAGCACAGGGUGACCCGGGACUGGGCCCAGCCACCCCGAGACCUGACUGACGCCUUCUUGGAUGAGGUGGAGGCCAAGGGGAACCCCGAGAGCAGCUUACGCCUGGUGGUGUCUGACCUCUUCUCUGCUGGGGUGAUCACCACCUCGGCCAUGCUGGCCUGGGCCCUCCUCCUCAUGAUCCUGCACCCAGAUGUGCAGCGAGAGCCUAGCCCAAGGGGCCAGCCCUUGGGUCUGACCACUAUGAGGAUGCUUGUUUUUCCAGGACAUGUCCAACAGGAAGUCGAUGAGGUGAUAGGGCAGGUGAGGCAACCAGAGAUGGGGGAUCAGGCCCUCAUACCCUUCACCAUGGCCGUGGUCCAUGAGGUACAGCGGUUUGGGGACAUCAUCGCACUGGGCCUGCCCCACAUGACAUCCCGUGACAUCGAAGUUCAGGGCUCCCUCAUCCCAAAGGGGACGACACUCAUCACCAACCUGUCAUCAGUGCUGAAGGACGAGACCAUCUGUAAGAAGCCCUCCCACUUCCACCCGGAGCACUUCCUGGAUGCCCAGGGCCGCUUCGUCAAGCAGGAGGCCUUCAUACCCUUCUCAGCAGGCCGCCGCUAGUGCCUUGAGCCCCUCGCCCGCAUGGAGUGCUUCCUCUUCUUCACCAGCCUCCUGCAGCACUUGAGCUUCUCAGUGCCCACUGGGCAGCCCUGCCCCAGUGGCCACGGUGUCUUUGCCUUCCUGGUGACCCCAUCCCCCUACCAGCUCUGUGCUCUGCCCUGCUAGAGGUGGGCACCAAGCCCCCAGCCCACUCCUCAGCAGUAGCCCUGAUGUACAAUAAACCAGUCUGGUGGCUCCAACCUGGCUUGAGUCCCACCUAGGGCCCCUGACCGGCCCCUUGGCGCUCAUGGGGCCUCAGCAGCCUCCCCAGAUCCAGCCCCUACCCCUGCCUGAUCCAUCCUUACCUGGCAUGUGACCCCAUUUGAGAGAUGGGUAUACCGAGGCUCAGAAGGUGACACCUUACCCCCUAGUCGCCCUUGGAGACCCAAUACUGGUUACUUGGGUUAGUGACAAAGUCUAUAAAUA